AUGUUGACAGUCCUGGUCGAGUUAUUGAAAGGGAACCCACUGGCUGCUGGGGGUACUGCGAUUACUGCGAUUAUACUGAUAUAUGUCAUAUAUCAGCGUUACCUCCACUCUUUGGCCAAAUACCCGGGCCCGUUCCUCGCUAGCGUCACAGACCUAUGGCAGGCUCAUCAGUUCUUUACCCUCCAACAGCCGUACAACCUGACAAAGCUUCACGAAAAGUACGGGCCUGUUGUCAGAUAUGGACCCGACAAACUGAGUGUCACAUAUGAAAGCGCCAUACCGAUAAUUUAUCAGAAAAGCGCAAGAUCUAUGCCGAAAACCGAGUUCUAUGAUGCUUACGGAGCCGCUCACCCAAAUGUAUUCGGCAUGCGCGAUGAAAUAUUGCACUCCACAAGACGACGUCAUAUGUCACAUAGUUUCUCCUUGAGUUAUAUCAAAGAAAUGGAGAAGUACAUGGACCUUAACAUCCACAUCUUAAAGGACCGGAUUCGGACUUACUGCUCCACGGGAGAAGUUUUCAACCUCAAGAAAUUACUACAUUACUAUAUGAUUGAUGUGAUAGGCGAACUUGCCUUUAGCCAGUCCUUCGGGGUACAAGAAGCUGAUGACGAGUUGCUUGUCCCUCCCGUGAUCGAGCACAGCCUUUUAGCCGCCGUGACAGGCGCAUGGCCUUGCAUGACAAAGACGUUGAAGAAGUGGCUCCCUAUUGUACCACAUGAUGGCCUUCGAAAGCUCUUUGCAGGCCGGAAGGCUUGUGCUGAUCUUGCUUCGACAUGCGUUCAGCGUCGAUUGGCGGACCUUAAGGGCGAUGAAACCUCUUCCAGCAUGGAGGAUAGAAAGGAUAUAUUGACCAACCUGAUUAAGGCCAAACACCCUGAGACAGGCGAGAGACUUACACGAAUUGACCUGGAAACAGAGGCGUUUGGUUUUAUUAUCGCGGGAACCCACACAACCAGCGCUACCUCAACCCUCUUAUUUUACCACCUCCUCCACAGCCCCGAACUUAUGAGGAAAUGUAUCGAAGAGAUCGACUCUAACCUCCCAGUGCUCGAGCCCACCGAGUCCGCAUACUCCGUCACCGCCGCCGAAUCCUCCCUCCCAUUUCUCCGGAACUGUGUGCGCGAGAAUUUCCGUAUCACACCAGUCUUCACAAUGCCGCUAGCACGCCGCGUCAUGGACCCAGCAGGGAUAACCAUCGAGGGCAACCAUUUCCCCCAAGGGACAUCCCUCGCUGUCUGCAACCACGCCUUCCACCACAACCCCACCGUAUGGGGCCCAGACCAUAACAUCUUCAAUCCAACCCGAUGGGACGACCCCAGCGUGAACGCCAAGGCACGCCUCUUGAUGCAUUUCGGCCUGGGUGGCCGACAGUGUAUCGGGAAGACGGUAGCCACGACCAACAUAUACAAGCUGUUCAGCACGCUUCUCAAGGAAUUCACGUUUGAGCUAGCGGAUGAACAGGAGCGGGCGGAUGUGGAAAUGGGGAUGUAUAAGGGGACGAUCCCCGACCUGGUCAGUGUUGGAAUUAGUGACAUGAAAGGACCAUUGCUUGUUAGGGCUAGGAUUCGUUGA
This is a messenger RNA of Aspergillus versicolor CBS 583.65, 1572 nucleotides long. RefSeq lists its product as uncharacterized. Gene Ontology annotation, molecular function: oxidoreductase activity, acting on paired donors, with incorporation or reduction of molecular oxygen; monooxygenase activity; iron ion binding. The record is from RefSeq and is a predicted model, not a curated record. Bases 1 to 1572 code for a protein of 523 amino acids. Lineage: Eukaryota; Fungi; Ascomycota; Eurotiomycetes; Eurotiales; Aspergillaceae. The transcript is spliced from 4 exons.